AUGGCUCGUACAAAGCCGACUGCCUGCAAAUCCACCGGCAGAUCCACCGGUGGUAAAGCACCCAGGAAGCAACUGGCUACAAAAGCCGCUCGCAAGAGUGCGCCCAUUACUGGAGGGGUGAAGAAACCUCAUCGCUACAGGCCUGGUACUGUGGCACUCCGUGAAGUUACGAUUCCCAAACUUCCCUUCCAGCGUCUGGUGCGAGAAAUUGCUCAGGAUUUUAAAACAGAUCUGCGCUUCCAGAGAGCAGCUAUAGGUGCUUUACAGGAGGCAAAUGAGGCCUAUCUGAUUGGCCUUUUUGAAUACACCAACCUUGCAGUGGUACAAUCCAUGUCUGGACGUGGUAAGGGUGGGAAAGGCUUAGGUAAAGGAGGCGCUAAGCGUCACCGCAAGGUUUUACGCGACAACAUCCAGGGCAUCACUAAGCCAGCCAUCCGACGCCUUGCUCGUCGUGGCGGUGUCAAGCGUAUUUCUGGGCUUAUCUAUGAGGAGACUCGCGGUGUUCUGAAGGUGUUCCUGGAGAACGUGAUUCGUGAUGCAGUCACUUACACGGAGCACGCCAAACGCAAGACCGUAACAGCAAUGGAUGUGGUUUAUGCGCUGAAGCGACAGGGACGCACUCUUUACGGCUUCGGUGGCUGAGGCUCCCGCUUACUUCGCUCAGUAUUUCUCUUUUCAACCAAAGGCCCUUUUUAGGGCCGCCCACUUUUUUCGUAAAAGAGCGGACAUCUUGUUUAUCCUGUUCUGUUCCAGGUUUUUGCUGAAAAGCAGUCGUUGUGCACUAGUGUACAUUUAGCAGAUGAAGUGUUUUGACCUGAAGAUUCAUCCAGCAACAAGUGAAUGCAUUUCCUUUUAGAAAUUAAGAAUCUGGACCCUUCUUUGGUGCAGAGCAUACUAGUUAAGAUAAAUACAAGUUUAUUUUCUGUGGAUAUGAGGUUCAAAAAGGGUAUUCUAGAUCAACAGGUCCCUCUUUGUUCCAGCAGUAGUUCUGGAACCCAAAUUCCCUCUGUCUUUGUGGCUUAGCCAUCUUAAAUGUGGCUUCCACAUUUGCCCUGCAAAGGGAAAGAAGAUGGAAAAAUCCUUCGUGGAAAGUUUUGUUAUGUCCCAGGCCUGGAAAUGUCAAUCUUUACUUGUAUUUAUGUUCCAUUGGCAGGAACUUAGCUAAAAGGCCACACCUAAUUGGAAGAGAAGCUGAAGAAAGAGGUUUCAACAUGGGCCCAAAAGAAGAAAAAGGUUAAAUUAAUGACCAGAAUUAAUAAGAGAAAAAGCAUAUGAAUUUAUUAACGUGUACACUGCAGAGGGGGUUGGAUAGAGUGAUCACCCAAUAUUGCAAUUGGGCAUAGAUGUUUAUCCUACUUCCUAGGGAAAUGGGAGCUUGAGAAGUGUUUUUAGGGGUAUAAUAUGAUUUGUUUUAUGCGACCACUAGAGCCGGCGCCAGAGGAAAAGGCAAGUAGGCAAGAUAAAAAAGGAAACUUUAUUACCUAGCCAAUGUAAAGAAAGAGGAAGCGAGGUUCACCGGUCUCCAGCGGCGGAGGCCGAGGAAGUCGCUCCGGCGUUCUCCGACGAGGUUCCUGGGUCCCGCGUACGAGGAGUGGCCCGCCCGGCGCCUGCCGGGAGCAGCUUUUAUGUUUUGGGCCUGGGAGUGGGAGGGCAGUAGGCAGGACGCGGGCGGGUGGAGGGCUGUGCGGUGGGCACGGCCAGGUAAAUCUUGGUCCCUUCGGAUUGACCACACCUGGCGCAUGCCCGGUUGAUCUGCACCUUCCCGGGCUGUGGGAAAGUUGGUGAUGAAGAACCCGGAAGUGCGCCAUCUUAGUCACCUUUGUUCUUUGUUUCCCUCUCCCUCCCUCCAGACAUAAUAAAUGACUUUUAGGGGAAUUCAGUGGGCUUGAAGAACAUGCAAGAGCCUGGGACAAUGUCUGUUAGGGCUGCAGAGUAGGCAGUGGUUUGUGACAGAAUCUAUCUAGGCUUGUUGACAGGCUUGUGUUUCUCCCUGUGAUAUUAGUUCAUUUAAUGAAAACUCAGGAUAGAGACAAAAGAUAAUUGUAUUCUUUGGCAGGUUUGGACUUUAGGCAGAUAAGGAACUUCUGAAAACAACUUCAUCCUGUACUUUGGGAGACACAGAGAAUUGAGAGAUAGGAGGGAUGGGGAGAAGGUCAGAGAGACCUUGUAGCUUCUUCAGUUCAGGAUGUCAAAGUGCCAUAUUUUGGGAUAUCAGUUUCUGAGCCCCAACAGUGUCAUAUAUCUUUGAUUUUAGAUAUCAUCUCUUGCUCUCAAUCCAUUUCCAGAAAACCUGCUUAUCUUCUGAAGUUGCUGUGCAGAAGCCCCCAUGUUGUUCUUCAUAGUGGUAGAAACAAAAGUGAAAUAAAAGUCAGAAUUCUUUGUUACACCCAACUGUAAGCUUGAGCAAUCGCCUCAUCAUUACAAAAAUUUAUUGUUUCUGGUUUAUAAAUGAGGAAACAAGCUGAAUGAUUCUGCAUAAUGCCUAAAGUCAUCCAGUUAAUAAAUGAUGUAACAAAUUUCAACCCAGGUAGUAGGUCUCAAAACUCUCCUAAUGUUAAGCAUAUUCCAUUGCUGUGCUAUAGUUUGUGAAAAUAAAUAAAAUUUGAUGUGAUGGUGCAUUUCUGUAGCCCGUCCUACUCUGGAGGCUGAGGUGGGAGAGUCAUUAGAGACAUGAGUUGGAGGCUGCAGUGAGCUAUGAUUGAGCCACUGCACUCCAGGCUGGGUGACAAAAUGAGACCUCAUCUC
This is a messenger RNA of Rhinopithecus roxellana (golden snub-nosed monkey), 2745 nucleotides long. Its product is annotated as histone H4. The record is from RefSeq and is a predicted model, not a curated record. Gene Ontology annotation, biological process: nucleosome assembly. The transcript has 5 exons. The coding region runs from base 1 to 642 and encodes 213 amino acids. Lineage: Eukaryota; Metazoa; Chordata; Mammalia; Primates; Cercopithecidae. Gene Ontology annotation, cellular component: nucleosome. Gene Ontology annotation, molecular function: DNA binding; protein heterodimerization activity; structural constituent of chromatin.